Molecule: messenger RNA, 336 nt
Organism: Neomonachus schauinslandi (Hawaiian monk seal)
Lineage: Eukaryota; Metazoa; Chordata; Mammalia; Carnivora; Phocidae
Product: 60S ribosomal protein L23a-like
Exons: 1
Coding region: 1-336 (111 amino acids)
Biological process (GO): translation; ribosomal large subunit assembly
Cellular component (GO): ribosome; cytosolic large ribosomal subunit
Molecular function (GO): structural constituent of ribosome
Source: RefSeq, a predicted model, not a curated record
AUGGUGCCAAAGGCAAAGAAGGAAGCCCCUGCCACUCCCAAAGCCAAAGCAAAGACUGUGAAGGCCAAGAAAGCGGUGCUGAAAAGUGUCCACAGUCACAAAAAAAAAAAAAGAAGAAGAAGAAGAUCCACACAUCACCCAUAUUCCAAUGGCCCAAGACAUUGCAUCUCCAAAGGCAGCCCAAAUGUCCUGGAAAGAGUGCCCCCGGGAGAAACAAGCUUGACCACUAUGCCAUCAUCAUCAUCAAGUUCCCCGACUACCGAGUCAGCCAUGAAGAAAAUAGAAGACAGCAACACACUUGUGUUCAUUGUGGAUAUCAAGGCCAACAAGUACUAG